UUUUAUAUAAAUAUAUACAGUGCAUUAGAGAAAUACUUCAUUACCCAUUUCUAUCUCAAGUGAUACUGACAAGACAAGCACCAUGAAGUUCUUGAUUGUAGCUGCCCUGCUGGGAGUUUCUCUGACUCUGUCUCUCGCAAAUGAUAACAUCAACAUCAAUAACUCUGGAAAUGAUGGAGGCAGUGUUUCUCAGAAUGUCAAUAUCAACAAUGCAAACAACAUAGCCACCAUUAACAAUCUAAAUGGAUGGAAUUCUUGGGAUUCCAUUUGUGAUUAUGGCAGAGGAUUUGCAGCAACUCGCCUGUUUCAAAAGAAAAUAUGUGUGGUCACCAAAAUCAACAAGGAUUCCUUCCCCAGCCUGACCCAGCUGAGUGCUAUUGGCAAGGAUAAAAAGAGGCCAUCCACCACCAACCUGAGGACCUAUACAGUCAACCAGAAAGCCAUUGACAACAUUGGGGAAUAUGGGCAGCACAUUGAAUCUCUAUGCAAAGGACUCCCAACGUACACUGGUCAGGAGAUGCCAGUUAUGGAGGAAGGCUUUGCCCUAUGCCACACAUCCAGCAUCAUCACAAUUUUGGGGAUUAGUUUCUGUUUUUAAACGAAGGAGACCACUUCAUGGUCAGACAACAUCUUCUCUGGAAUCUCCUUUAUGUGGAUCCCUCCUCUCUCAUGCUUAAUAAAAAAGACUUGUUCAUUACAAA
Molecule: messenger RNA, 701 nt
Organism: Xenopus tropicalis (tropical clawed frog)
Lineage: Eukaryota; Metazoa; Chordata; Amphibia; Anura; Pipidae
Gene: gkn1
Product: gastrokine 1
Exons: 6
Coding region: 83-598 (171 amino acids)
Cellular component (GO): cytoplasm; endomembrane system; extracellular region
Source: RefSeq, a predicted model, not a curated record